Molecule: messenger RNA, 1674 nt
Organism: Orbilia oligospora ATCC 24927
Lineage: Eukaryota; Fungi; Ascomycota; Orbiliomycetes; Orbiliales; Orbiliaceae
Exons: 1
Coding region: 1-1674 (557 amino acids)
Cellular component (GO): nucleus
Molecular function (GO): protein binding
Source: RefSeq, a predicted model, not a curated record
AUGCUGCCCGAAAAACGGGUAGCACGCCUUGUUCAACAAGCUGACACAUCAUUAACCACCGACCCCCUUCGAUCUCGAAAUCUCCUAACCGAUGCUUUAGCCAUCUCACCAUACGAUCCUGACCUCUGGCAGCAAAGAGCUAUCGCUCAUGUCAAGCUAGGAUAUCCAGAUCUAGCUAUCGGUGAUGCAUAUCGAGCUUUAUUGUUAGUACAAGAGCUAUUGGAAGCACAUGAGGAGUCUGAGUUUGGAUUUAUUGGGUUAGUGGCUUGGAGGGGUAGGAGGGCACAGCCGAAGGAUACAUUUGCAACAGGCGAUGCAGAUGAAGUAUCAAAUGAAGUUGAGGAGACAGAGGGGGACUAUGAGUCCAUACCGGAGAUAACGGAGGUUGAGGAUAAAGAUCUUAAGCAAACGGAUGUUUUUGCGAGAAGGUUGAUAUGUUCUUCGUUAUUGGAGAUUGGGUGUUUGUUGGAUGCAUGGGAGCAAGCAGAUACUUCUUUGAAGGUCUACCCUGAAGAUGAGGAAUUACGGAAAAUAUAUCAAGAGUCAGAUGAGAAAGUUAAGCAGGGACGAGAGAAAGGGGUAUCUGACUUUCAACUACGUGAAGGAGAAGUUGCAAGGGUUAUAUAUCCAUGGAAUACAUUUGAACCAGACAGGACAUCGGACGAAACGGUGGGACAUCUCAAUACAUUCGUCACCAAAGCCUCAUCAGGAAACUUCGAGGUUAAAGUAACAGAACUGCCAAUGUUAGUACCAGAUGCCAAAGAGGAGGGUAAAGUCAUUACAAAGACAUCGCGACAAUUAGGUGUCUAUGCCACAAAGGACCUACCGAAGGAUACACAAGUUUUCAGCGAGCGAAGUAUAUUAACAGUCAACAACCGUCUUUUCGACCCUCUUUGCGAUUGUUGCAAUGGACCCCUCGAUCCAUUAAAUACCUUCUCUUGCGACAACUGCGACGAUGUAAUGUUCUGUUCAACAACCUGCAAAGACGAAGCGACGGAGAAAUACCACCCGUCAUUAUGUGGGAUCGAUAUCGACUUUUUGUUUAAAUCGGCGCAUACAAGACACUCGGUCGCUAACGAUGCCUCUGCAACUGCUUCUUCGAGUACCCCUACAAAGGCUCUUUAUAGUCUUCUAUUACUCCGUACGCUGGCGAUGGCAUUAACCCAAGAUGUUAAUCCACUUGAAAUAUUACCAGUGAAAUACCUAUACGGAUCUUCACCUCCCCCACCGCCACCUCAGAAACCACCAACACUUCCAUUCACAUUUCCUGAUAACAUUCUUUCGGUUUUUCAUAUCUUAACCCGUCUCGAAGUCGACCCAUUCAAAGUCUCGCUUCACACGUUCGAUAUAUGGCAUACCCUCACCAUACAUUCCAAAAUCCUGGGGACAGCAUCAGCAAGACAUAACCCAACAAGUGGACAGCCGGAGGUAGCGGCGUUACAUCUUUGUUAUAGUCUUGUAAAUCAUGAUUGUGAGCCUUGUUUGAUGUGGGAAUGUCAGAGUGAGAUGAAGUUUAGGACUUUGAGGGAGGUGAAGGAGGGGGAGGAGGUUAGGGAUUGUUAUACGGAUCCGAGGAUUGAGAGUUGGAAGAAGAGGAGGGAGUGGUUGAUGGGUAGUUUGGGGGGUGGGUGUAGAUGUGGGAGGUGUGUUAGGGAGAGUGAGGCGGAUCCGUGA